Didymodactylos carnosus is the source of this 246-nucleotide messenger RNA. The record is from the annotation of a GenBank genome assembly. NCBI's taxonomy places the organism in Eukaryota, Metazoa, Rotifera, Eurotatoria, Philodinida, Philodinidae.
AUGCCUAACUUCUCUCUCAGGCGCGCAGAGCUUCCACUGGCAGGCAACCGACAUCGGCCGCGAGCAGCACGCGGCGAUGAAGAACCAGAAGCCGGCCGUGCUGUGGUUUCCCGGGUUCUCGGGCGCGGGCAAGUCGACCACCGCCAACCUCAUUCAAACAUCGACACAAUUAAAUCUGGUAUUGAAAAAAUGAAAGAAGCCGGUGAAGGUCAUGCAACUGAAGAAAAACGUGAAGCAAGUGAUUGA